This is a messenger RNA of Ilex paraguariensis (yerba mate), 354 nucleotides long. The record is from the annotation of a GenBank genome assembly. NCBI's taxonomy places the organism in Eukaryota, Viridiplantae, Streptophyta, Magnoliopsida, Aquifoliales, Aquifoliaceae.
AUGAAGCCUGAAGGUAUUCCUGGAAUUGACGGUGAUAAGGAAAAGGAUGAAGGUCGUGUAAAAUCACUUAAGGUAAAUAAAGAAGAAGAUGACAAGAUGCGAACAACAGCUGCAAAUGUUGCUGCCCGAGCUGCUGUUGGAGGAGAUGACAUGUUGUCGAAAUGGCAACUAAUGGCCGAGCAGGCCCGGCAGAAACGUGAAGGAGGAGUUGAUGCGGCAUCUGGUUCUCAGCCAGGUAACGAUGUGAGCCACAAGCCAGCCUUAACCCCUGAACAGAAUGCUAAGGAUAAUCAAGAAGCAGAAAAAAGAAGCCACUCAGCUGCUCCCACACCUGGUAGGUUUGAUUUCAAUUAG